UUUUUUGUACAUACGCACUAUUGUGACGAAGAAAUCAUAACAUAACUUGAUCAGGGUGCAGGCUCGCGUGACUUUGUGGAGUUAAUUAAACGUAAAUGGAAGUAAACACAUCGACGUACGCGAUGGCUGUUAACAUCAGUACAAUUGCUAGCAAUGGCACGAUUUCGCCCGACCAUGGUGCGUUAAUUCAGGCACUGAAUGACAAGAUGGCGCACCUGAUGGUUCCCGCUACAGUUUACAUUUCCGUUCUGAUGGUUUUUGGUCUAGUGGGAAACCUUAUGGUGUGCUACUACUAUGGCGUUAAGACGAAGCUGACAACAAAUACGUUCUUCAUCGUGGUUUUGGCCUUUUAUGACAUCAUCGUGUGUACAAUUUCAAUGCCAACUGAAAUCGCAGACAUCGAGUUAUAUUAUACAUUUGCAAAUAGCAUCGCCUGCAAAAUGUUGCGAUUUGUGACCUACUUUGCAGAAAUUGGGUCAGUUUUUACUCUUGUUGCUAUAGCGAUUGACCGGUUUAAAAAGAUAUGUCGCUUGACUAAGCCUCAGAUGGGGAUUCGAACUGCAAAGUUUGUGAGCUUAGGGAUUAGUGGAAUAGCUUUUAUGUUGUCAUGGCCGUCUCUUGUAAUAUAUGGAUCGAUUCAAGUGCCCAUACAAAAUACAUAUGGCCUUCACCUUAUGGGCCUGGACUGUACAUCAACCAAAGACGUCAAUUACCAGAAAUAUGUCUGGGUCUUUAAUGGACUUCACUUUAUUUUGUUUGUUGUAUUUUUGGUGGUUUUGAUCGUGUUGUACAGCAUUAUCGGACAUAAAAUAUUCAGCCACAAGAAAAGACUAUUGAAGUACAAACCGAACAAGAAAAGAACGCAGUCGUCGAUCGAGGUUGAAACUUCCUUAUCUGACUGCAGUAAAAAGGCGGACGACACAAUAAAUGCAAAUGAAGAAGGCGUAACUAAACCAAAAAUUGCAACACAAUCUAUUGUCACCAGCAUUAAUCCACAAUCCACAGUAUCUAAGAAAUCGGCGAAAGCAAAGAAUGCACUAGGCAUUGACAGUGAGGCAGUAAAAAUAACCGUCGCCAUGAUGAUCGUCACCAUAGUUUUCAUCGCAAGUUUUCUGCCGCACCUCUCACUGAUUGUUUGGCGCGUUGUCAAACGCCAACACGAGGCAGAGUUUCUGUCCGAUCCCGGUCUCGUUUGGUUUAAAAUUGGGUCAAGGUCAUGGCUUCUUAACUGCAGCCUUAACCCGUGGAUUUACGGAAUUUUCAACAGCAAUUUCAGACAGUUUUUCUUUGGAUGGAUGUGUAGGAAGCGAUGAAUAUAGGAAUACGCAUAACUAUUAUAUAACUAUGUGGUUCCCUUGAUAACCGCGAAUUGAAAUGUAUGACGAUGGAUGGAUUUAAUACCUGUAAGAUGGCAACUAUUUGUCUCCGUAGCCAACGCCAUAUAUUCUGAUUAUUAAAUCUUAUAUGAAC
This is a messenger RNA of Dreissena polymorpha, 1470 nucleotides long. RefSeq names its product neuropeptide FF receptor 2-like. The coding region runs from base 96 to 1313 and encodes 405 amino acids. Gene Ontology annotation, cellular component: membrane. Gene Ontology annotation, biological process: G protein-coupled receptor signaling pathway. NCBI's taxonomy places the organism in Eukaryota, Metazoa, Mollusca, Bivalvia, Myida, Dreissenidae. The record is from RefSeq and is a predicted model, not a curated record. The transcript is spliced from 2 exons. Gene Ontology annotation, molecular function: G protein-coupled receptor activity.